UAAACCUGCUGCCAAUUACUGGUCGUGGUGCACAUACACUUCUUUCGCUUCUUUCGAUCGACAGAGCAUAUGCAGUCUUCUCCUCUACCAUUUCAUUCCGCUCUCGUCUCUUGAUCAUCACUGGCAACCUAACUUAGUCGAUUUUGCUCGCUAUCGCCCUAAUGGCUUUCACGGUCAACAAGAUAGGACUUUCUGCGUUUUUCCUUGUUGUCCUUGUGAACUUGCAACCAUCAGCACUGAGUGCACCUCAGGUCCCUUGCUUCUUCAUCUUCGGGGACUCAUUGGUCGAUGGCGGCAACAAUAACGACCUGCAGACGUUGGCCAAGGUCAACUAUCCGCCUUACGGAGUCGAUUUUCCUAAAGGGCCAACCGGACGGUUCACCAACGGUGGAACAACAGCUGAUUUUCUUGGUCAGCUUCUGGGCUUCGACGCAUAUAUUCCACCCUUUGCAACGGCGCAAGACAACGAA
Messenger RNA from Sesamum indicum (sesame), 470 nucleotides. The record is from RefSeq and is a predicted model, not a curated record. Lineage: Eukaryota; Viridiplantae; Streptophyta; Magnoliopsida; Lamiales; Pedaliaceae.